Molecule: messenger RNA, 735 nt
Organism: Ruditapes philippinarum (Manila clam)
Lineage: Eukaryota; Metazoa; Mollusca; Bivalvia; Venerida; Veneridae
Product: serum amyloid A-3 protein-like
Exons: 3
Coding region: 136-591 (151 amino acids)
Cellular component (GO): extracellular region
Source: RefSeq, a predicted model, not a curated record
UAUCAUUUCGGUCAUUUCAAAGUGUUUCGUUAGUCAUCGAUUAUGCUUAUAAAACCGAAAAUUAACUGAAUAAUUGCCAUAGUUCAUUGUUGUAUCUUGGCAUCAAUAUCGUCUCUGGAUACAACGUUGAGUAGAAUGAGGGUGAUUGGCAUUCAAAGUGUUUUGCUGCUUCUUGUGAUUUUGUUAGUUGCUGUCAAGGAGUCAGAAGGAUGGUGGGGAGGAGGCAGUCGUAGCAGCAGCAGCAGCAGCAGUAGCAGGAGGAGCACAUGGCAAAAAGCAAAAGAUUACGUUUCAGGAGUGAAGAACGGAGCGAAAGCUAUGCGCAAGGCUUACAAUGAUAUGAGAGAAGCCAAUUGGAAAAAUUCGGACAAAUACUUCCACGCAAGGGGAAAUGCAGAUGCAGCUAAGUAUGGAACUGGCGGGAGACAUGCAGCAAGGGUCAUCAGUGAUGCUCGUGAAGCUUACGGAUUUUUGAAGGGUGACAGCUCCGCGGACAGAGCAGCUGAUCAAAAAGCCAAUGAGCAUGGACGUAACGGAGGAGAUCCGAAUAAAUAUCGCCCCAAAGGACUGCCAAAAAAGUACAAGAAAUAAAACAUCUAAAAAGACGUUGUAACUUUCCACUCACAAUAUAUAAACUGCUUACUUGUAUAUUUUGACUGUGCGCCAUAUUUUGCAAACUCUGUAUUACAUCUAUUCUCUGUCUAUAUGCUCUACCUACAAUAAAAGCGUUUUUUU